Molecule: messenger RNA, 2029 nt
Organism: Aspergillus steynii IBT 23096
Lineage: Eukaryota; Fungi; Ascomycota; Eurotiomycetes; Eurotiales; Aspergillaceae
Exons: 2
Coding region: 288-1727 (479 amino acids)
Source: RefSeq, a predicted model, not a curated record
CCUUCCUUCGCUCUCUCUCUCCCUUCCUCACUCUCUCUUCCUCCCACACACACACCUACACCCCUUCAACUCACCUCGUCUCUUCCCUUCUCCCACACCCUCCCUGGCCCCGGUCUUCCUCUCGUCGCGCCCUCUCUUCGCCCCUGACUGGAAUACUACCCCACCCCUCCAUGAUCGCGUGCCCCGCCUCCCUUACGAUCCGAUCCCUCUAACUACUACUUGGUUAGGCCCUGGCUAGCUGACCCUAGUAGUCCUUAGCAUGGUUGAUUCUCCUCCCUUCGGUUGCCAUGUCCCGACCUGCGACGUCUGCCCUCCAGAUUCCUUCUGCUAGCACCAAAGGCGAGAAUCCCAUGAGUCUCCGCCAGCGUGGUCCGACCCGCUCGGCCACUUUCGCCGAGGGUUCGUCCAGUCUGCGGAACGAACGACGGAACUCGACCUUGUCUGACUCUGUAUCCGAAGCCCGAAAUUCAAUUCGCUCUUCGACCGACGAUCUGUUUUUCCCCCGCGCCGCAAAGCAGGCCGAGGUCGACCUUCCCAACGAGGAGUCGCAUUGGCAUUCCGCGCCCCUGGGCCUGGCCCUUUUGCCGGCCAUCGCCGGGGUCUUUUUCCAGAAUGGAAGCGCCGUCGUCACGGACGUCACUCUGCUGGUCCUCGCCGCCAUCUUUCUCAAUUGGUCGGUGCGGCUACCAUGGGACUGGUAUCGCUCCGCGCAGGCUGUCCGACAGCCCGACCGAUAUUACGACGCUUCGGAGAUCUCGCCCGUGUUAGAUCCAGACGAGGCUCAAUCAACGCCCAACCCCCAAAACAAUUCUACCACGACCGACCCAAAAAGCCACCCGCGUUCUUCAGAUGCGGCGGGUGCAGCCUGUAGAGAACUGCAAGUCCACGAGCUUGCCGCCCUCGUGUCCUGCUUCGUGUUUCCCAUGAUCGGCACCUGGCUAUUGCACACAAUUCGAUCUAAACUAUCGCGACCGUCCGAAGGACUGGUGUCUAAUUACAAUCUCACCAUCUUUCUUUUGGCCGCCGAAAUCCGACCGUUUUCUCACCUUCUGAAAAUGGUACAGGCAAGAACGCUUCAUCUUCAACGCAUUGUCGCGCUGUCGACGGAGGAAGAAGAUGCCAAGGUCGAUAUAAGCAAGAUCAUUGAUAUCACGAAGCGCCUUGAAGAGCUCGAAGCCCAUGUUUCCGAGGCUGCGGCAGAGCGUCUUGCCUCCGAAUCCUCCACUCAAUCGCAGGAAAAUACCCAGUCGGUCGUUUCUCAGGCGACCGGAGAGCUGCGGAAAGGGUUCCAGCCGGAGGUCGAUGCUCUGACUCGUGCCGUUCGGCGAUACGAGAAGCGCACGGCGACAACGAAUUUUCAAACGGAAUCGCGGUUUCAGGCAUUGCAGAAUCAGGUCAAUCAAGCCAUCUCUCUCGCCGCCGCCGCCAAUCGCACGGAUCGCCAACGUCGCGUUGGAUUCAUUCCCAUGCUAUUUGACUGGAUGUAUGCGGCUGCUUUAAUCCCCAUUCAGCUUUUUAUGUCGUUGACUGCCUUACCCUGGCAAGGUGCGAGGUGGUGUUUGCGAACUUGUCAAGCUCUCCUGAUGUCACGGCCUUCGGAGCGGCCUGUCAAGGGAAAGACGCCGCAAGAUCGGAAGUCGCGAUCACCUCGGCAAACGAGACGACUGAUUCCGGCCGAUCAGUCGGGAUCCAAAGGGCUGAAGUCCAUUCGAGAGAACAAAUUUUGAUUUUCUCGCCCUGGUCCCCCAUCUCUAGAAUUCGACAAACCAAGAUCUCACUGUAAAUCGGCUAGAGUUCCCCAUGUAAUAAGCCACCGUUCGCAUUUGUUUAUUGUCUUUACUUGCGGUCCUUCCACCGAAUGUGGAUAAGGGCUUUGCUUGCCCGAGUCUUUCGGAUGGUCUGGCGUUGACUCAAAAUCAAGGGCUUGGUGGGUUUAUGUUUGAAAAUGCCGGGGCAAUCUUUAUGUGUAUUAUAGUAGUCAGCAUGCACAGAAAUUCGACCUUGGUUCUGGCCGAGGAGUUCAUCAUCU